Molecule: messenger RNA, 603 nt
Organism: Colletotrichum fioriniae
Lineage: Eukaryota; Fungi; Ascomycota; Sordariomycetes; Glomerellales; Glomerellaceae
Source: RefSeq, a predicted model, not a curated record
AUGGCCGGUAUCCUACGCUGCGUGCUCAUCAUCACGAACCCCGUCACAGGCGCGCAGCAGGCAGGUUCGUGGGCCGUUCGCGAGACCUUUGUCGCAAUCGUCACCACCAACAUCCCGAUGAUCUUCCCCCUGCUCCGGCGCUGGCUUACACCCAUCUUCGGAUCCAUCUCGAGUACCCUGUCACGAGGCGGCACCAACAAUAAGUACGACAACGCUAAACGAUCCGACCUACCGGCACCCGGGAGCAUCAUGCUUGGAAGUGUGACGGAGGGUAGCAGUAAUAAGAAGAAGAAUCGACCGCCAUACACGCAGUAUCCGAUUACAGAGAUCACCAUGUCCGGGAGCGAGGAGCACCUGAACAAAUCACCUCCUUUACCGGGAGGCAUCAGCAAAAAUGUGGAGAUACAUAUUAAAGAGUCGAAAAGGACCACCGAGAGAGACACGUCGAGCACAGACAGUAAUAUUGAGGGCCGAGAUGCAUACUUUACGGUCGAGGUGAAUGGGGUUGAAAGACCAAAAGCAACGAGGAGCAAGAGCUAUCGAGAGAGCAUGAGAUCGACGUUCUCGGUGGGCGGUAAUAGGAAAGACGACAGCAUUGUAUAA